AUGCAUGCCAACUCGUUAAAUGACUUUUUGCUUGCAAGAGAACUUGGUCUUAUUCGACCAAAAAAUCUUCAACUUUGGGAAAAAACUAGACGAACUUAUUCUAUUGCUUCAUGCACGAACAAGGCAUUUGCACAAGAGCAUUAUGCUCCUAUCAACACCUUGGAUAUCGAUUAUGUCGAAGGAAGAUAUUUACUUUCUGGUGGUGCAGAUUCUGAAAUACGCUUAUAUGAUCUUGAGAAUAAUCCAAACACCAAUUCUAUUAGAUCGACAGCGGGCCAUGAUUACUCUGUUACAUGUAUAAAAUGGGAUCCAAGUAACUGUGAAUACUUUAUCAGUUCCUCGAUGGACCAAACAAUCAAAAUGUGGAACAUAGGAGCAAUGGAAGAGAAAUCAAUAAAGAGCGUGCUUACGUUUAAUUUCGAUGAUCAUGUUUACUCUCUUGCAAUAUCUACAAUUGCUAAUCAUGGACUAAUAGCAGCUGCGUUGGCGCAUCCAAAUAUACGAUUAUGUGAUAUCCGCGCGCGUUUGGCACUUCAGUCAUUGAAAGGUCAUAAAAAUACGGUUUUUCGUGUUGAAUGGUCACCAAUAUUCGAAUAUAUGCUAGUUUCAGCAUGUGCCGAUGGCACUGUUAGAAUAUGGGAUAUCCGAAGAGCAGACCAAUCUUUAAUUUCGUUAGAUUAUUUAAAUAAAGGUGAACCAUCCUCUUUAACAAACAAAGCACAUAAUGGUGGCGCAAAUGGACUAUGUUUCACUUCAGACGGAACGCGGAUACUUUCCAGCGGACAUGAUCAAACUAUACGCUUAUGGGAUGUACACACAGGGAGGAACGCUAUGGUGGAUUACCCAAGUAUUCCAAAUACAACAAGUCUUUCUUUGCCAUUAGCAGUGACACCCUCAACCGACUGUUCUCCUCCAUUAAUAUUUCAUCCAACAAGUCGCUCACAAAUUUUUGUGCUGGAUUUAUACAAAGGAAUAUUAAUCAGACAGUUGCAAGGUUCUAUGACAAGAGUCAAUUGUGUUGUGUGGAGAUCAAAUAAACAUGCAAGUAAAAUUGAGCCCGUUUACCUCUUUUAA
Ambispora gerdemannii is the source of this 1074-nucleotide messenger RNA. The record is from the annotation of a GenBank genome assembly. Lineage: Eukaryota; Fungi; Glomeromycota; Glomeromycetes; Archaeosporales; Ambisporaceae.